CGUGACUCGCGGACACCCGCCCGCGUGACCUCUGCGUACACACACGCGCAGAUCGGAGCUAUGGCUCAAAACAGGGCAGAAGAAGAUGAGUUUAUUAAUAAAGCGCCGCUGCAGGAGAGCAGAGAGACUGAAGAGGAGAGGAAGAGGAAGGAGGAAGAGUUCGGCUACGGUUUGUAUCCCGAGCGCAGCGGCAGCGGCAGCAGGUUCAAGCAGGGCUCGAUCGGAGAGAGUCUCUUCACCUUCAGACACAAGUGUCACAUCAUGCUGCAGGUCGCCAUGGACACGAGUCCUUAUGCUAAGCUCCUGCUGGGUGCGAUGAAGAGCUCCGGCUGUACAGUUCAUAAAGACAGACAUUUCUCCUGUGAGGACUGCGAUGGGACGGUCAGCGGUGGCUUUGAUGCUGCCACCUCUCAGAUCGUCUUAUGCCAGAACAACAUCCACCAGCAGGCUCACAUGAACCGUGUGGUGACCCACGAGCUGAUCCACGCCUUCGAUCACUGCAGGGCCCGAGUCGACUGGUUUAACAGCUUCAGACACCUGGCCUGCUCCGAGAUCCGAGCUGCUAAUCUGAGCGGAGACUGUUCGUUCGUUAAUGAGAUUUCCAGAUUUAACUUCGGCCUGAAAGAGCACCAUCAGGCGUGUGUUCGCGGCCGAGCGCUGCGCUCCAUCCUCGCCGUGCGCAAGGUGAGCCGGGAGGAGGCGGAGCUAGUGGUUGAUGAGGUGUUUGACAGCUGUUUCCAUGACCACGCCCCCUUCGGCCGCAUCCCACACAACAAGAAAGACGCCAAGUUCGCCUACAGAGAUUACGAGAACCGAGACCGAUACUACGCUAACCUCUGACGCAAGAGAGGAAUAUAAUCUACUGAGCUGUUCAUUCACGAUCAGGAAGAGUUAUUAAACCACACACUUGUGUUUUUCAUCACUAAUCAUUUCACAACAACAUUAAUGAUGUUCUUUAUCUGAGCAUCAGUUUGAGAUGGAUGAGAUUAUUUAUUGAUGGGAUAACGAUCAAAUCUGUCUUUGUGUAUAUGAUUGUACAGGUUUUUAUGAGCUAUUCUUGUGAACAUUCAGUGUUCACGGAGCCUCGGGUUUCUGUAAUAAAUCUGAAAACCUCAAAUCACAGAGAAUGAAAUAAAUGUUAUUUUACACAA
Molecule: messenger RNA, 1151 nt
Organism: Carassius auratus (goldfish)
Lineage: Eukaryota; Metazoa; Chordata; Actinopteri; Cypriniformes; Cyprinidae
Product: mitochondrial inner membrane protease ATP23 homolog
Exons: 6
Coding region: 61-840 (259 amino acids)
Biological process (GO): mitochondrial protein processing; mitochondrial proton-transporting ATP synthase complex assembly
Molecular function (GO): metalloendopeptidase activity
Source: RefSeq, a predicted model, not a curated record